UUAAUACCAGGUCGCAGAUCUCAGGAUCACCCCACCCGGGAAUGAGCAAGCCGGGAAUCAAUAGCGGAUCAACAGGUUAGGGAUCAGACGAAAGCAGAGUCAGUCACAAGCCAAGGGUCCGGUCACAAAUGGUAGUUAGGAUGAGAUGAAAUUGUGGUCAAGAACACGCCAAAGGUCGGUAGCGGAGGUGUAGAUGGCAGCAGGACCAGUAGCGGGAUAUUGGCUGGAAAGGCACAAUAAUCUGGCAAGUAGGAAGUGCAUGGACAUGGCUUUUAUAAGGAAGUUCAUGGGAGGAGCAAGGAGUUCAAGGUUCAAGAGAAAUCAAGGCACAAGGCAGGUUUAU
Messenger RNA from Staurois parvus, 343 nucleotides. Lineage: Eukaryota; Metazoa; Chordata; Amphibia; Anura; Ranidae. The record is from the annotation of a GenBank genome assembly.